Molecule: messenger RNA, 495 nt
Organism: Colletotrichum costaricense
Lineage: Eukaryota; Fungi; Ascomycota; Sordariomycetes; Glomerellales; Glomerellaceae
Exons: 2
Coding region: 1-495 (164 amino acids)
Source: RefSeq, a predicted model, not a curated record
AUGAUCCGAAGCGGGUUGGCAGUGGCCGGGGGGCCUCGCUUGAACGGAGGCUGCUGUGAGGCGUCACAGGGCAGUCUCGAAGGGCUUGCCAAGACCGGGUCCUACGGUCGCAUCAGAUGCGUUGGCGAUCUGUGCAAGGGCUCUGAGGCUCCUCAUCCCCAUCGUCCCCUUGCGAGCUGUCCCCGGCGAGCGAGCCGGGAUUCGGAGGAGGGAGAGCAGGCACGCUUAGGCGGUUGUCUUUCGGAGGGGAAAUGGGUUCUUCCCGAAUACUUGGUGUCGCACAAUGAAUGCGGCUCACUUUCUGCCGUGUUCCUGCUGCGCCAUGACAGCGUUCGCGGUCAGUUGGUGGUUCGUGCCAUCGUGCAGGAGUUCCUCUCAUCAUUUUCCGUUGGUUAUUCUCCGAUGACAGAAGGCAUUAGUUCGAUCGAAGGCCUGGGACGAAAUGAAGGCCUGACUCGAGGUUUGAGUCGUGCUGUGCGAGAACUCGAGAAGUGA